AUGGUCGCUACCGUUGAGAUUCCUCAGCACUACACUGCCUCGCCUUCGUCGCACAUUGGCACCCCUCAGUUGACCAUCAACAAGGAGGCUACCAUUGAUCUCGACUCGACCAACUCUUUUGAGGGUCCCGAGAAGCUCCUGGAAGUAUGGUUUAGCCCUUCCGCUACCGACCUGCCCGGACAGGCCGGUCCUCUUGGACUGAAGAAGGUGUCUGCCGAAGUUUGGAAGGACAUGCUUGACUUGGUCAACUGCAAGGUUCUUUCCGUCAUCGAAUCUGAACAUGUCGAUGCAUACCUCUUGUCCGAGUCGAGCAUGUUCGUCUUCCCUCACAAGGUUGUGCUCAAGACCUGUGGUACCACGACUCUGCUCUGGGGUCUUACUCGCAUGCUGGAGAUUGCCGUCGAAGCUGGGUUCCCCUUCGUCGCCCCAAAGGCGUCUGGAGUUGCCCCAGCUGCCACCCCGUACCGCGUCUUCUACAGCAGGAAGAACUUCCUCUACCCCGACCAGCAGCGCGGACCCCACCGCAGCUGGCGUGACGAAGUUCGUUACCUCGAUGACCGCUUCCAAGGUGGCAGUGCCUAUAUGAUUGGCAAGAUGAACGGCGAGCAUUGGUACCUUUACAUCACUGGUCCCGACACCAGUCUCACCCCACCUCCCAGCCCAGGUGAAGAGAGGCUUGCACCUGAUACUGAGACCAAGUUUGUCAGCCACCCUCAGCGCCUCCUGCGCGAGCAAGCCACCGAUGAAGAAGAAGACGAGACUCUGGAGGUCCUGAUGACCGACCUCGAUGAGAAGAACGCCCGUCAGUUCUAUCUAGAGGACGCAAGUGCGGUUGCGGAAGGUCGCUACAUUCAGAGGGCUCGCGAGGCUCGCAAGAACGCCAUCCAAUCUCUUGGCACCAUCUCUGAAGAGCAUGCUCAGAGCGAGAGCCUUGGUGGUUCUACCGUCCUCAACUCAGCUGCCAACACGCACGCCUCGGAUGAUGACAGCUUCGACGUGUUCGAGCAGACUUCCUCUGACCACUCUGGCUUCAACUCUGACGAGGAACUUACGUUCCCUGAGGAGCUGACCACUGAGGGUCACACGCUCGGCACGGUUGUCUCUGAGCACUGCGGUCUGGCUGACGUCUACCCCACCACCAAGUACCCCGAUGCCCGCAUCGACGCUUACUUGUUCACACCCUGCGGCUUCUCCGCCAACGGCGUCAUCCCCGCUCCAGGUGGCGCCCCCAACGGCUCCAAGAAGGGCUCCGAUGCCACGCACUACUUCACCGUGCACGUCACGCCCGAGCCGCAGUGCUCCUACGCCUCCUUCGAGACCAACGUCCCCGCCCGCCAGACUGGUCGCGAGACUGCCGAUGUUGUCGAGCACGUCGUAGGCAUCUUCAAGCCUGGUAGAUUCAGCGUCACCCUCUUCGAGGCCAAGCCCACUGCUGAUGACUACCCUGGCAAGAAUGUCGACAAGGCCAAGCGCAUGGAAACCAUUCCCGGUUACCGUCGCGUUGAUCGUAUUGUCCAUGAUUUGGAUGGGUAUGAUCUUGUGUUCAGGUACUAUGAGAGGGAUGACUGGAAGGGUGGGAAGCCUAGGCUUGGGGAGCUUUACUGA
Pyrenophora tritici-repentis Pt-1C-BFP is the source of this 1605-nucleotide messenger RNA. Its product is annotated as S-adenosylmethionine decarboxylase proenzyme 2. Gene Ontology annotation, molecular function: adenosylmethionine decarboxylase activity. The record is from RefSeq and is a predicted model, not a curated record. Lineage: Eukaryota; Fungi; Ascomycota; Dothideomycetes; Pleosporales; Pleosporaceae. Gene Ontology annotation, biological process: spermine biosynthetic process; spermidine biosynthetic process. Gene Ontology annotation, cellular component: cytosol.